Messenger RNA from Aspergillus alliaceus, 504 nucleotides. RefSeq lists its product as uncharacterized. The annotation marks the transcript as partial. The record is from RefSeq and is a predicted model, not a curated record. The transcript has 2 exons. Lineage: Eukaryota; Fungi; Ascomycota; Eurotiomycetes; Eurotiales; Aspergillaceae.
GUGACCAAUUUUGGCUCGAACCAAAUGGAGAAACCUUGUACAAAUAGAAUGAACGUGAGGGCCUAUGGAAAUGAUGCUGAAAAUGACCGCUACUGUAUUCUUAACCUAUAAUUCUGAUCAGCGAGCUAUUGCUUCUGUGCUCCUCUCCUUUAUAUGCUUCACAAGACUAUACUGUACCUGUCAAGUAUUAUUUAGUCAGUGUCCUGGGGACCCAACUUCAUUAGAUUUAGCUCUCCCCAAUUGUAACUAGCCUCCCCCGGCACUGUACAGAUGCCACUGCUCUACACUCGUCCUUUAACUCCUCGCGCCCUCCCAUCCUCAUCCUUAUUCAAUCCCUAUUUCAGAUGGAUCGCGAAUCACUUCAGAACAGUCCCAUCUCCUUUGUGUUCAUUCAUACUUAAACUUCUAGAUAGCACUUACUGUCCUUCUCCCUGCAAAUCCUAAUAAACACCAGUAUUAGACUGACUGAUCCUAUUUUAUAUAGGGAGACUCAAGGCUGGUUCA